Messenger RNA from Gasterosteus aculeatus aculeatus (three-spined stickleback), 795 nucleotides. It is a transcript of the gene rida, whose product is annotated as reactive intermediate imine deaminase A. NCBI's taxonomy places the organism in Eukaryota, Metazoa, Chordata, Actinopteri, Perciformes, Gasterosteidae. The record is from RefSeq and is a predicted model, not a curated record. Gene Ontology annotation, cellular component: mitochondrion; cytosol. Gene Ontology annotation, molecular function: deaminase activity.
GGGACCUUCCGGUGGGCAAUGAACUCACCUGCAUGACUUGACGUCCCCCAGUUAAAGUAAAAAGUGUCCAAGAGGAAGUUUUCGCAGAGCAGAAAGAAUCGCUGCGGAGUACAGAGGCAGACCGCUGGCUUGAAAUGGCGUCUAUUCGUCGACAAAUCCCUUACACUUCAAAAGCCCCUGUCAGACAGGGAGUAUACAGCCAAUCUGUGGUUGUGGACAGAACGAUGUACAUCUCGGGUCAGCUGGGGAUGGAUGUGGCCUCAGGUCAGCUGGUAGAUGGUGGGGUGAAGGCUCAGGCCAAACAGGCUCUGGUCAAUAUGGGGGAGAUCCUGAAAGCUGCUGGCUGUGACUACACCAACGUGGUGAAGACGACUGUUCUGCUCGCUGACAUCAACGACUUCAACGGCGUCAAUGACGUCUACAAAACAUUUUUCAGCAGUAAGUUCCCAGCCAGAGCUGCCUACCAAGUUGCUGCUCUCCCCCGAGGGGGGCUGGUGGAAAUCGAGGCGGUUGCCGUCCUCGGUCCCCUCUCAGACGCCUGACUAGACGGCCACAUCACAAACAAGUUGUAGUCUAACCGUCACGUGACCAGCGGAAGCCUUCAUGUAUUUCCAGAUGAAACGUAAACGGCCAAACUAGGAUGUAAUGGUGAAUGUUGACUGUUUAUCUAUGACCAGUAGUCUCACAUUCCCUGGUCACAGUGGCCAAGUCAACCUCUGCUUUACUCCAGAGGAAUGUGAGAAGACAUUAUAAAAGUGCAGAUCUCACUAAUAAACAACAGUACAGUACAACCUA